Messenger RNA from Hevea brasiliensis (rubber tree), 622 nucleotides. RefSeq lists its product as uncharacterized. The record is from RefSeq and is a predicted model, not a curated record. Bases 164 to 622 code for a protein of 152 amino acids. NCBI's taxonomy places the organism in Eukaryota, Viridiplantae, Streptophyta, Magnoliopsida, Malpighiales, Euphorbiaceae. The transcript has 6 exons.
AAAACCCACUCUCACACAGAGAGAUUCCUUUCUGGUUCUCCUAUUUUUCCAAUUAGAGACUUGGCUGAUGCUCAAUAGCUGCGAUGUGCAUUGAUUUCUAUGGGCUAUAGAUAUAAUUGAUAUUGUAUCUAUAGAUUUUUUUUUUAAAGAAGAAUCACUGGCCAUGGCUCUCCCCCUCGGCAAGUUAACCAUCCUUGUUGGUGCAGGUAUUAUUGGCUCAGUUCUUGCAAAAGAGGGGCGCUUGUCAAAUGUGUCUGAUUUGGUUUCAGGUGCAUUCAAGAUUGCUUUUAAGCAAAUUAGACAAGAUGAUUCUACCUCAUCAAUUGGCAAGCCACAUAAUGAUUCUUUGAUGGCUCAGGUUAACAGUCUUCGGCAGGAGCUGCAAAUGUUAGCAUCAAACAGAUCAGUUACAAUUGUAACUGCAAGCGGGACAGGUGCAGGUGCAAGUAAAUAUGGUAUAAUUGUUGUCGUGGGUGUAUUUGGAUAUGGCUAUGUUUGGUGGAAGGGCUGGAAACUUCCAGACAUGAUGUUUGCAACAAGACGAGGUUUAUCCGAUGCUUGCACUUCUAUAGCCCAACAACUUGAAAAUGUUUAUGCAUCAAUCAGAGUAAGGGUCGAAUGA